Molecule: messenger RNA, 1593 nt
Organism: Leptinotarsa decemlineata (Colorado potato beetle)
Lineage: Eukaryota; Metazoa; Arthropoda; Insecta; Coleoptera; Chrysomelidae
Source: RefSeq, a predicted model, not a curated record
AUGAAACCGACCAGAAAAUCAAGAAGACGCAGAAACGAGCACCCAGAGAUGAGAGGCGACAGCUCUUCCGCGUUCCUCAUUUCCAGCGCCUUCCUUGGAGAGCGUCCCCGGAUGUCUCAUUACGAGAAAGAGCAAGAGCAGCUUUUGGCACUCUGGGAAGAAGAAGAAUAUGACGAUGGAGAUUUUGUUGAUUCGAGUGAUGAUGAAGAGGUUGAUCACCUUAGUGUCCAAAGUUACCAUUCCGAUAGUGAAUGUGAAGAAACUGUCACAGAAGACACUGAUGACCAGAGCAUUCCAAGUUCGUUUUAUUUGUGUAAGGACUCGACAAAAUGGAAAAAUCAUCAUGCUAAUGACAAGGACAAGUACGAAAAAGCAGGAGACGACUGGUUAUCAUCAUUUUUGUCUCGCCACAAUCAAAUUUCUCUGAGGACUCCAGAAGCAACAUCGGUUGCAAGGGCUAAAGGAUUCAACAGACGUGAAGUUGGACGUUUUUAUGAAAACCUUGAAGAUUUGACUGCAAAACAUGACAUUAAUGCAUCUAGAUUGUACAAUAUGGAUGAGACAGGUAUAUCGACAACCAUCAAUAAGCCACCUAAAGUGCUAUCAACGAAAGGAAAGAAACAGGUUGGCAUAAUUGCCAGUGCAGAACGUGGUCAAUUAACGACGGUCAUCGAUUGCUGUAAUGCCGCUGGUUCGUUUCUCCCACCAUUCUUAAUUUUUUCCAGGAAGAAGAUGCAACCCAGACUACUUGAUGGUGCGCCACCCGGCACUCAAGGAACCUUUACUCCAAAUGGUUGGACUUCAGGAGAUGUAUUUCUUGAUUGGAUGCGUUUUUUCGUGGAACAUGUUCGGCCUACACCUGAGAAAAAGAUACUUCUACUAUUGGACUACCAUGAGAGCCAUAAGUAUUACCCAGCUUUGGAUUACGCUAGCAAAAACAACAUCGUAAUCUUAUCCUUGGCUCCACAUACAACGCAUAAGAUGCAGCCCAUGGAUGUAGCCGUUUACGGCCCAUUGAAAACAUAUUUUGAAAGGGAGGUAAAUGCUUUCCAAAAAUCUCACCCUGGACGCAUUAUAAAUCAAUAUGAUGUGGCCAGACUGCUAUCACCGGCUUUCCUGAAAUGUGCAGUAGCUAUAAAUGCCGUUCAUGGUUUUGAAAGACCUGGUAUUUGGCCAGUGAAUAAAUAUGCUUUUGGUGACGAAGAUUACGAACCAGCCGCUGUAAUUGCAGGAACAUCUGACAUGAAUAUUGGUACAGAAAGCACAAACUCACCAGAAAGGAUUGAUAUUCCAGGAUCUUUUGCAGAAACUUCUUCAACCCCUUUGCCUUCAUUUUUGCAAAAAUGUAUUCCACCAAACCCAGUGGAUCCUCUGGUAGAAAUAAUUCCAUCUCUAAACAGAGCUACCCCUUUUGAGUUUGAAGCCCUUGUUGGGUCAAUUACAGACUCUUUUAAAACACCUGAAAAGAUUAGUAGCGAGGUUGGAUGUACACUUCAGCCAGAACCUAUAUGUUCCCAAAUUGUCUCCGCUGUUGAGCCGCAUGUAGCAACAAAUGCUCAGACAAUUGACACAGAGAUCGAAGAAAAUACUUAA